Molecule: messenger RNA, 3688 nt
Organism: Chelmon rostratus (copperband butterflyfish)
Lineage: Eukaryota; Metazoa; Chordata; Actinopteri; Chaetodontiformes; Chaetodontidae
Gene: d2hgdh
Product: D-2-hydroxyglutarate dehydrogenase
Exons: 10
Coding region: 148-1806 (552 amino acids)
Cellular component (GO): mitochondrion
Molecular function (GO): catalytic activity; FAD binding
Source: RefSeq, a predicted model, not a curated record
CUAGCUAGUUAGUUAGUUGUAAACACUGAAUGUGUGACAUGUUUAAGUAACUUCACUGCCCUUGAACUUUGUGACAGAUUUCACACUGAGAUAUGACACGAAUAAAGACACAUGGACAGAGAGAUGCGGGGUGUUAAGUGAACGUAAAUGCCUGUUUUGCCAACUCUACAUACCACCUGCCCAAUCAUGGUGAGGAUUUUCCAAAGAACGCUAAAUCUGAGGGCAGCUCUCAGACAUCUAAGCCCUCAUAGCACCUUCUCACCUACAGCCACAGCCAGACUUUCACAUGUGGGACUCCGCAGUCCAUCUCUUCCCGCCACCUCGAGGCAGAUUGGAGUCCGCUGUCAAAACCUGCACACAGGGGCAGAUGGGCCCAGGCCGUCCCCCGCUGCAGUGCCGGACAGGCUGCCUUUCUCCACAAUAACCCAGGAUGAUUUGGCCUUCUUCAGGAAGAUCCUACCAGGCAGAGCCAUCACUGACCCGGACCUGCUGGAGUCGAGUAAUGUGGAUUGGCUCAAGUCAGUGAGAGGUUCCAGUGAAGUGUUGCUGAGACCUCAAUCAACAGAGGAAGUUUCUCAAAUUCUCAAGUAUUGUAACAGUCGUAAUCUGGCGGUGAACCCUCAAGGAGGAAACACUGGGCUGGUUGGGGGCAGCGUGCCAGUUUAUGAUGAGAUCAUCCUCUCCACCGCUCUCAUGAACAACAUCCUGACCUUUGAUAGUAUCUCUGGCAUUCUGACCUGUCAGGCAGGUUGUGUUUUGGAGAACUUGUCCUGUUACCUGGAGGAGAGAGACUACAUCAUGCCACUUGAUCUGGGGGCAAAAGGCAGCUGCCACAUUGGGGGAAACGUGGCAACCAAUGCAGGUGGACUCCGGCUGCUGCGAUACGGCUCCUUGCAUGGCACUGUGCUGGGUCUGGAAGUGGUGUUGGCAGAUGGGCGAGUGCUGGACUGCUUGGCCACCCUGCGGAAAGAUAAUACAGGAUACGACCUCAAACAGCUCUUCAUCGGGUCCGAGGGCACCCUGGGGGUCAUCACUGCAGUGUCCAUCCUCUGUCCACGCAAACCCAAGUCUGUCAAUGUGGUUUUUCUGGGCUGCGAGACCUUUGAGCAGCUGCUGAAGACGUUUCAGCUCUGCAGAGGCAUGCUGGGAGAAAUUCUGUCAGCUUACGAAUUUCUGGACAGUGAAUGUAUGAGGCUGCUGAAUACGCACCUCAAACUAUCCAAUCCCAUCUCUGAUUGUAAAUUCUACAUCGUCAUAGAAACAUCUGGAUCCAACCCACAACACGAUGGAGAGAAACUCCACAAUUUCUUAGAGGAGGCGAUGACGUCUUCUUUGGUUACUGAUGGGACUGUGGCAACAGAAGACUCAAAAAUAAAGGCUCUGUGGUCGAUGCGUGAACGUAUUACGGAGGCAUUGACUCACGAUGGAUUCACUUACAAGUAUGACAUCUCACUUCCGGUGGAGCAGAUCUACCAGCUGGUGACAGACAUGAGGGAGCACCUGGGGGACCGGGCAAAGAGUGUGGUGGGGUACGGACACGUAGGAGAUGGAAACCUCCACCUGAACAUCGUCUCUCCUGCCAAAGACCCCGCUCUCCUCGCUGUCAUCGAGCCCUUCGUCUAUGAGUGGACGGCCAGCUGUCACGGCAGCAUCAGCGCAGAGCACGGCCUGGGCCUGAAGAAGAGGAACUACAUCUACUACAGUAAACCCAACCAGGCUGUGGCUCUGAUGGGUGAUAUCAAGGCCAUGCUGGACCCAAAAGGCAUCCUCAACCCGUACAAGACUUUACCAGAUAACCUUAAAUAACCCGCUGUGGACUGCAGGUGGUAACGUAUACCGAGCUCAUGCAGGAGCUUGAUUUUAGCUACAACUUUAUUGCCACAUGGGUUUUUUUAUGGCAGCGUGUGCCCUUUCCUGUCGUACCUUUUUCAAGCAUUUAGUGCAGAGCUGCAGCUUUUGCAGCCAUUUGUCAAGUUUCUCCAAAACUGUAAAAACUAGUUUGACUGUCAUCUGCAGGAAGCAUUACUUUCAGAAUGACAUCCACUCCAACGAGCUGCCCACUUUGUACUGUCGCUGUCUCUUACGAACUACCUCUGCUGCUCGAUUACAGAGUAGCUGUAGUCUGAGCCGGACCACAGAAUAGCCGACAAGUUUUAGAUGUUAAGAUGAAGUAUGGAUGAAAAGCACAGAAUAUAUUUUUAGGCAGCGAGUGAAUGUGAAUGAUCAGAACUGACACCUGUGGGCAUUGGUGUGCAUACUAGUCACCACUAGGGGGCAGACAGGAAAUGAGAGUGAGUAUAGUAUUGCCUGGUUAUACCGUAUAAGGUCUUGUGCCCUUUAAAAUUUUGAAAGACUGAAGGCUACAAUCUGUGAUUUGAUUGGUGGACAGCUCUAUUUGUGUGAGAGUCCAGCAUUGAGACACCCCUCCUGGAAAAAGGGUUUCUGACAGCUGUGCAGGGCGAUGCAUUGCUCUCCAUCUGCAGGUUGUUGCUUUAAAGGAAAGAUUGCAAUUUUCAAGCCUGCCUUAAAGCAGUCGUGAGGUUCCCAUAUGAACAGUGAAACAGACGCUGCUUGCUGUUUUCAGUCCUCCUGCACAUACAUUUCUCUGGCAGUGUUUCCUUGUUGAGCUGCAGUGGAGGGAGGGCUGCUAAACAAGUGAACUUUGUACUAAAAAAAAACUCUGAAUCCUCAGAAUAACUUCUGCGUAAAGUUAGGAAACAUUAUUACUCAGAAUGAGGACUGUGGCUUUUGUCCCCAUCACUUGCAUUGUAAUCACAUUAGACAGAGAUAACCAGCCAGCAUGAACCGGAGGAAUGAUCACAGCAAGAAAAACCUGCUUCACUGUUCACACAGGCAUCUCACUAUUGUUUGACUUAGGGCCAAAAAUGUGAACCUAUGAUAAAUACACUUUAAACACUUUAUAUUAAGGUACACAAAUUCACCAUGAAGUAGAUGAUUAUUAGCAGACAUAUUACAAGAAUAUUUGCCCUUUAUUAGUUGUUAUAAAGCUCUUAUUGAUGCCUACCUUCAUAUAAAGUGUUGCCUUUAAAUUAGUAUUUGUGGAAAUACACUCAGUUGCCAGUUUACUAGGCACACCUAGCCAAAACUAACAGACUUACACAACAGUCCUGCAAUGAAUCCUCUCUUCCUAAUGGUUGUAAUGUACAUGAAACUGCUGUGUGGCACCGUUGAACUAUAUUGUAUUAUAUGUAGUAAGGUUUUUCUUUUACUUAGCCUCAUUGGGGUGAACAAAAUGAUACAAUCUGUCAGUGUAACGCAAUACAAUUCAACAGCACCGCAAACUGCAUCCUUCAGAAUGACCAUAAAGUUGAAUCAACACUGUAACAGUGAAGCAAAACAAAAACUUUUUUGCAGGACUGCUGAAUAAGUUUCAAUAAGAUGGACAUAAUAAACUAGCAACUGAGUGUACAUGUCUGAAAUCAUAACACAGGCCGGUUAAUCAAUCGGUAAGAGUGCAGUAAAUGUUUUAUUACAUAUAAAAGAGACAAAGCAACAUUUUUUUCCCCCAAAACAAACAGUUGUGACAAAUUCAUCUGUAACCGCACACCUGGGCAACUUUGUCUGUUUAAAAUGAAUCUUGAAUAAAACUGAUUCUAAAUGCAGGUGGAGUGUUUUUCUUGUUUUUCAGGCAGCUUGUACAUUGCGGCACGAUGGUAGACGAGAGGAG